This is a messenger RNA of Juglans regia (Persian walnut), 586 nucleotides long. RefSeq lists its product as uncharacterized. The record is from RefSeq and is a predicted model, not a curated record. Lineage: Eukaryota; Viridiplantae; Streptophyta; Magnoliopsida; Fagales; Juglandaceae. Bases 8 to 586 code for a protein of 192 amino acids. The transcript is spliced from 4 exons.
UUGUUUUAUGGGGGUUAAUCUUAGAAUGUCAUCAUCAUCUUCAUCAAUAUCUUCUUCAUCUUUUCCCAAAAGUACUUUGGGAAAACCAUUGUGCUUUUACGAGCUCGAAGCCACAUUGAAAUGGUCAAGUACUGCAAAAAAUCCUAGAAGACCUUUCUUAGGGUGUUCAAAGUACAAUACCCAGGGCUUACCAUACUGUAAGUUUUUCAAGUGGUUGGAUGGUAAUGAAGUAAUUGACCUACAAGUUGAAGAAAGAACAGCCUCACUGUUAAAGAAAGAGAAAGAGGUCGAGAAGAUACUCGAGCUUCUUGAAAAGAGGGAGAUUGAGCUGCGUAAGAUAGUGGAUCGCCUCGAGAGGGUGCAGAUGGUACUAUCCAAUAAAUGCGACGAUGUUAUACAAAAGGAGUUGGUGCUUAAUGCACAAGAAGCUAAACUUAGGCGUGUAGGCACGCUAUUUCGGAUUUAUUGUUAUUUUGCAUUUUUACAUAUUGGAUAUGAAUUCUUCCCCAAGUAUCUUGACAAAAUAAAUGGCUCAACUAAGUGGCCAAUUGGAAAGAAAAAUGGCCUCCAAAAUCUCUGUAUAUGA